AUGUCUUCGGAUGAACCUGCUUCAACCCCCUUUCACUCUGCACAAGCAUCGUUGUCGAAGUUUCAGCGCCAGUACCAACAAACACUCGACCGAUGGACUCCUCACGUCUUUCAGCGAUGGCUGGCGACUUUCUUUCUGCUGGCGCUCUUCAUGCUUAGAAUUGUGCUGUCCCAGGGGGUAAAUCCGAACUUAUUUUAUGCUCUGAUGAUGAAACUGACUAGCGACGUGUCAACAGUGUUAUGUCUGCGGUACUUGGAUGCAUGUGUAGUCUGCUACGGCUUGGCCAUUUACCUCCUGAACUUGCUUCUUGCAUUUCUGCAACCCAAGUUCGACCCUUCACUUGAAGAUGAUCUCCUUGCCGAUGAGAUUGAAGAAGGUGGCGACCAAAGCGUGCCUGUGCUUCCCUCCCAGCGGGAUGAUGAGUUUAGGCCUUUUGUGAGGCGGCUCCCUGAAUGGCAAUUUUGGCUGAGUUCAACAAGGGCCACUGUCAUAUCACUCUUCUGCACCGUGUCUGAGGUCUUCGAUGUGCCAGUCUACUGGCCGAUCCUUGUGGUCUACUUUUGUGUUCUCUUCGCAUUGACAAUGCGUCGGCAAAUUCAGCACAUGAUCAAAUACAAGUACAUUCCAUUUGACAUAGGGCGCAAGGCACGUUACGGCGGGAGCAAGUAG
Molecule: messenger RNA, 669 nt
Organism: Suillus clintonianus
Lineage: Eukaryota; Fungi; Basidiomycota; Agaricomycetes; Boletales; Suillaceae
Product: retrieval of early ER protein Rer1
Exons: 5
Coding region: 1-669 (222 amino acids)
Biological process (GO): protein retention in ER lumen; retrograde vesicle-mediated transport, Golgi to endoplasmic reticulum
Cellular component (GO): Golgi membrane
Source: RefSeq, a predicted model, not a curated record